This is a messenger RNA of Clonostachys byssicola, 852 nucleotides long. The record is from the annotation of a GenBank genome assembly. NCBI's taxonomy places the organism in Eukaryota, Fungi, Ascomycota, Sordariomycetes, Hypocreales, Bionectriaceae.
AUGUUCUCGCCAGCUCAUUUUUACGACAAUAUGUUUCCCCCUCAUGAUGGGCCUCUGGGAAUCUUUUCUGCGACCGCGGGCUGUCUCGCAGUGGGGAGUCUAUUGACUGCUGUGGUAUCUUGCCUGAGACCUAGCUACUCCAAUAUUAUCGAUUGGAUCUUCCACCAUCUUCUUCAAUGGGUUUACCUGAUAGUAGCUUGUUUCUAUCCUACCGUCUACCCGUACGAUCUCGCCAGGAACGCCAAGGAGCUGGGUCCCCUUUGCGUCGCCAGCAAAUCCUCAUUUACAGGAUUUGUCGCGUCUACGGCUCUUCUACGUUUCUUGUCUUUCUAUCUCGUCGAGGACCUCGGCGCUGAUGCCAGGACCAACUCGAGUGGGGACGACGACGUUGGACGGCGAAACAACAGCGCCAACAUGAUGUUCUUGGUGCCGCACAUGAUACAUUCCCUGGGAAUCCUUGCCAUCCCUUCCGAUAUAGGUCCCAUGUGCAAUCCGGGCUUCCUGAGGACUGGUCUGUACGUCGUCUGGAUGCUUGCUCGCGCAGCCGCGAUCAGGGAUAAUAUCGCGACUUUCCGCACCGUUUUCUCAUCGGGUCUUACCACUCCCAAACUAUCAGUGAUACGCUAUGCGAUCAUCGUGAUAUACAUUUGCGUGACAGCUCAGAUCCCUCUUGAACUAGGCGCUGUUGUUUUCAACGCGCGCGCACUGCUGGUGCUGUCAAUGGUCAGCAUGCAGGUCGCCAUUGCGGCGAUGCUGCUGGUGUGCGCCCUGAGGAUCUGGCGCCGGGGCAAUGCAAAGUCUCUGUCCGAUGAGAAGCCCGAUGAGCUUUUACAGACCGAAAAGUCUCUGUAG